GAGGCAAGAAAGCCAUAGAGAGAUUUAAAAACCCCCCAACCAACCCCUAAAAAGAGUAGGAAAAAAUGGCAAAUCCCUUUGGUCAAGUAGUUGAUAAUGACAAGUUAGAUGAGAUGCCUAGGUACGUAGACGAACCCAAAAGCCAGGAAGAUAGAGCAAGAGAAGCAAUGAAUCUGAUGAAUGAGUAUGACAAGAAUGGAAAGGCAAGAAAAUAUGUAGAGGGAGUUAAGGUAGACUAUGGUAAUGGAGUCACCACAUUGUGUAUGGUUUACAAUGCUACUGGAGAAACUCUCUAUUACUCCACUAGUAGAGAUUGGUACGGCUUCAUUGGUCGUACACCUUAUCCUUUCGAGAUUGGUAAUGGCCAAUGGGCGUCUUUCCUCCAUGUCAAAAAGACCAGUGCCUCCUCUGGUUCAGAGGCGGCACUGGUCUUCCGUGGUAUGAACAGAAAUGGACAAUCCCGUGACUUUCUCGUCGCUUGGUCUAGCCCAUGGUCAGCUUUCUACACAAACAAGGCUUAUAGUGAUGUAGGUGUUGUUGGGAGUUUUAAUGGAAGUUGGAGUACCGUAUAUAAUAACUUGCAGAAUAAAGGCGGGUAUACACAAGAGACCAACAAAGAUGGAGUUAACAUAGAAGUUUCUACUGCUACGGGCACUUCUCCGUUAUUUAUAGCAAGAAUUAAAACCCCGUUUAGUCCAUGAAUGUACUAUAUAACUUGGAACCAAUGACCGGGGUAUGCCGCUUCGAUUGUCGAUUAAAGUAUAAAACUUGUCGAUAAGGAUGCAUGGUCUUCCUCUUCGGUUGCCCAUUUGCAUUGUGUUAUGCUUAAGCAUGCAUGUUAUGAAUUAAAUAAAAAGAUUGUAUUUUAUUUUUCUAAAUUUGAGUUUUUAUUCUCUAUCUCAAAAUUCUGUGUGCCACUUAAAUUUAUCAGUUGUAAUUAAUUCUGUAUAAUUUAUCUUUUAUAUAUGAACUAAAAGAGUGCUCCAAAUAGUCAAA
This is a messenger RNA of Spinacia oleracea (spinach), 996 nucleotides long. Its product is annotated as 23 kDa jasmonate-induced protein-like. The transcript is spliced from 2 exons. The record is from RefSeq and is a predicted model, not a curated record. Lineage: Eukaryota; Viridiplantae; Streptophyta; Magnoliopsida; Caryophyllales; Amaranthaceae. The coding region runs from base 66 to 701 and encodes 211 amino acids.